This is a messenger RNA of Haliotis rubra (blacklip abalone), 1323 nucleotides long. RefSeq lists its product as uncharacterized. NCBI's taxonomy places the organism in Eukaryota, Metazoa, Mollusca, Gastropoda, Lepetellida, Haliotidae. The transcript is spliced from 9 exons. The record is from RefSeq and is a predicted model, not a curated record. Bases 16 to 1323 code for a protein of 435 amino acids. Gene Ontology annotation, cellular component: plasma membrane.
UUUCCAAGUUCCACAAUGGACAACCAUGGCAUGGAGGUGAUAUAUUCACUAGUAAUGAUCACCCUGUUUCUACCAUAUUCUUCUCCAGCCUAUGUGGGAUGCUACAAAGAUCUGGAGAAUCACCGUGUUUUUCCUCACGAGAAACCGUCUUCCACUGAUAUGAACGUUGAGAUGUGUAUUAAGGAAUGCUCUGGAAAUCGAUAUGCUGGCGUUGAGAAUGGUGACGAGUGUUGGUGCGGGGCAUCAGUGGACGAUGACACGAAGGUGGCGGAGGACCACUGCAGGAUGCAAUGUUCGGGCGACCAUGGUCAGAUAUGCGGCGAUGCCUGGUACAUAUCGGUGUAUACAACAGCUUCAGAUUUCUCCAACGUUGUAACCAAAGGCUACAUAUCUUCUGCCAGUGGUCUUCACAUGGUGUCGGGUCUGGCUGCAAGCAGGGCACACCCUGGCUACCUCUAUGCUAUUAAUGACAAUGCCGGGGCAGACAAGAUCUACAUGUGGCUGCAAAUGAAAAUAGACAACAAAGAGAUGAAGAGGCAGGCCAUAGGGCAAAGACGGACUGUGCUUGCAACGAAGAAGAAGACGACAGUGGAAGAAGACACAGGCUAUGAGAGAAAAGGACUGACUCUGGAAGAAGACAGAUAUACGGGAUCCCAGCAUCACAACCAGGCCACGGUGUACGCUAUCAAGGAGCCUUCAGCAACACACACCCAGAAUGUUCAAGUCGCAGCUACCUAUGGUUACAAGUGGAGUGAGGGUUCGUCUGAGGCAAUGGUGGUAGAUUCAUCAGGAGAUGUGUACAUGUUCUCAGAAAACAGUGGAAAACCUGCUCACAUGGCAAAACUCCCCUCACAGAACUGGAACAAUGGGAAGGUCAAUACCAUUUACUCAACGCUGACUCUCCCAUUCACGUCGUCCAAUUCUGGUCCACUUGCAGCAGACAUCUCCCCAAGUGGCACAGACAUGCUGAUAAAGACGCUGAAUCACAUCUAUUACUGGAGCAUGCCUGAUAAGUCGGUCACUAAUGCCCGCUUCGACAUUCUGGCAUUGGCGUGCCUGAUGUGUAUGAAAAUCGUGGAGAGUCUACACUGGAUCUGGCGGUCACCAGCCAAGAACACCGUGUACAAGAUCAAGGAACCCAAACAGAUAAAGACACAGAAUGUUCACCUAGAAAAAUCUUUGCAUUUCACUUGGAGUAAAGGAUCGUCAGAGGCACUGAUGGUGGACAAAAUGGUGAUGUCUACAUUUUGUCUGAAGCCACAGGAUCAGGAAGCAAACUGGCAAAACUGCCCAGCAAUGGAUGGGGCCAGAGCCAUCCAGUGA